AUGGCCACGUCCAGGAACGGUGUGACGGCCGCUGGCCUGUCGUUUUUGGCAACGUUUUUGGUCCUGUUGGCGUUCACGACGAAGAGCUGGUUGGUCACGGAUGGGAAAUUAAAGAACCCAGAGUUCGAAAGACUCGGUCUAUGGGUAGCAUGUUUUAAAGAUUUUGAGGACUCCCGUCAUUGGCACGACACAGGAUUCUAUAAUUGUUGGUGGGUGUUUGAAGAAGAAUAUUAUACUACCUCUGAUAUUAUAUUUAAAGAUUUUUAUGUUGCUACUCAGUUUUUCUUUACGUCUUGUGUUCUCUUAACAGUGUUUGGUUUAUUAUACACUACACUUUAUAUGCAUCUAAAUAGAGCUUAUGUAGGUUAUGUUCAAAUUCUAUUAUCAGCUGGAAUACUUAACAUAGCUGCAGCUAUAUGCAGUAAUAUUGCUCUGAUAAUAUUUGGAAUAUAUGGAGACAAUAGAGAAUGGAUGCCACAUUGUGAACACAAUGAUAUAGGAUGGAGCUAUGGAGUAGCAGUCGCAGGAACCAUUGCCCUUUAUGUCAGUGGAGUAUUGUAUAUAAUGGAACAACGUAUAUACAAUGUUAAACUCGAAAAAAUGGCUACUCAAAGGGCCAAUUACAACUCUGAAGCUAAUGACUUAUUACAAUCGUCUCACACUGCUGUAUAA
Macrosiphum euphorbiae (potato aphid) is the source of this 672-nucleotide messenger RNA. The record is from the annotation of a GenBank genome assembly. NCBI's taxonomy places the organism in Eukaryota, Metazoa, Arthropoda, Insecta, Hemiptera, Aphididae.